Molecule: messenger RNA, 465 nt
Organism: Trichomonas vaginalis G3
Lineage: Eukaryota; Parabasalia; Trichomonadida; Trichomonadidae
Product: spectrin binding
Exons: 1
Coding region: 1-465 (154 amino acids)
Biological process (GO): positive regulation of transcription by RNA polymerase II
Cellular component (GO): nucleus
Molecular function (GO): protein binding; transcription cis-regulatory region binding
Source: RefSeq, a predicted model, not a curated record
AUGAAAAAAAAUCAGUACAGUGUAUUCUCUCCUCUCCAUUAUGCCGUUUCAAUAAAUAGUAUGAAAAUGGCAAAACUUCUUAUUUUACAUGGUGCCGAUGUUAAUAUUACAGACUCUUCAGCAUGUACUCCUCUUCAUUUAGCUGCUCAAAAUAAUUAUAAAGAAAUGGCAAGUUUUCUUAUUAAGAGUGGAGCUGACAUCAAUGCAAAAGAUAAGAAUGGACAAAGUCCUCUUCACUAUGGUGUACCAAACAAAUACAGAGUAUUAACAAAAUUUCUUAUUUCUAAUGGAGCUGAUGUUAAUUCACGGGAUAACCUAGGAAGAUCUGUAUUUCAUAUUGCAGCUGAAAAUAAAAGUGUAGCAAUGAUAAAGCAUUUUAAAUCUCUAGGAGGAGAUAUCAAUUCACAAGAUAAUCAAGGUCAAACUCCUCUUCACUAUGCUAUUAAAAAUAUGCGUACGAUGUAG